AGCAGCUCUGGACACGGAGUGCCUUGCGGUUGAGUGCUCUGUAGGUUUUCCCAGGGCGGAGAACCCUUCCCCCUUUCUGAGAGGCUGCGGAACCUGCCCUCAAGUCACACAGCCGGGAGGCCGGAUGCAGGUCCUAGUCGGCCGUCUUCCCUCCGCUAGCCCUGUAGGGUUCCGUUUCCUUCCGGGCUGUUGUGUAGUGCAACUCCUGCACCAGUAGGUUACAAGCUGCAGCAGGAACACAGGGCGGCCCCAGCAGUGGUGGGGCGGUGACCCCGCGCGGCUAGCCUGCUAGAGUCCUCGAGUGGGGCACGCUCCUCCAAGAGCACUGGAUUAGGGUCCUUCAGCAGCCAGGGCUGGGGACUCGAUGGCUAGGGAAGGGAGUCCCCAGACUGACCCUGCCUGUAGCAGCGCCCUCCACCUGCGGGCCCCGCCCCGCCCGCCCAUCCGCGGGGAGUGUCCCGGGACCUUGCCCAGCUGGGCGGGGACCCGCGCGCUGAGCAGCACGGACUCAACUAAAGCCUUGGGGACGCCGGGGAUCCCUCUGGUGCUGCAGCGGUUUCCACGUCGAGCCGGGGACACGCCAUGCUGAGCCGGCGCCGCGUCUUUGCGGUGGAGCGACUUGGCGGCCGGGAUGGGGCCUUUGAGGACCUGGCACAAGGCUGUGUGGUACCAGGAGUCACCUGCACCUACAGACGGAUACCAGACAAAACUCAUGGGUGUUCACUGGACUUCAGGGAGGGGCAGAGUGAGCCUAGUGAUCUGGAGGGACAGGCGCCACUUCUGAAAUUGGCUUCCCAGGACUCAGGCAUGGAGAUGGUGGUUGGGGACGGCCCCUUGGCUACCUUAUCAGGACUUUCUCAAGAUUCUCUGAACCUUGAGCCCACAGGGAGCCCCGAGCUGCCUUCUGCCCAGCUAGACAGGCUGCUGGCCAGACAGAAGCUGGAGCAGGUGUUGGAGAGGUCUCGAGAAUUUCCCAGCUUAUCAGGAAGGCGGCGCCGAUCCCUGCAGCUGCUGAGCAAGCCUGUAGGUGGAGUACCCAUCUUUGCAGGAGAACAGGAGUCCACUGAGGCAGACACGGAGCUACAGGCUGGUGCGGAAGAAACAAAGGUGGUGGGUGAUGUGGAGCCUGGAGCCUGGAGUUGCCUUCCAGGGCAGGGUUUGCGUUACCUGGAACACCUGUGUCUUGUGCUGGAGCAGAUGGCAAGGCUCCAGCAGCUGUACUUGCAGCUGCAGACCCAGAGACCCUCUAGGGAUCCCGAGGAGGAAGAAUUGGCUCCAGCUCGUUCCUCUUUACAUACUUCAGACAAUAGGGUGCAGGGGCAUCGAGAGGAACCAAGCCAGACAAAUGACUCAGGUGCAGAGGCAGCUCCACUCCCAGAGGUGGGGGCACUUGCUGCCAACCCUCCCAGGCUGCCAGAGGCCUUGCUGGAACCAACCCAUGUCCUUCCACCCUCCCAGGGACACAAGCAGGAUCUUUCUUACUGGAACAAGGUUAAAGUUCUGCUCAGUCGGGUCCGUUGGAGGAGCCCCCAACUUCCUGAGCCUCCUGCUCCUCUUGAGAGUUCUGGACCCAGGAUGGAGUUCAGGGACGUUUCUGAAAGGCCCCAGUGCCACUCCCACCGGAAGACCUUUAUUCCCUCCUUGGUGGUUAAGAAGCCACGAACAAAAAAUCUUUCUGUAUGACCUCCUGGUGUCACCGGGUGACCUUGGGUGGAGGGGAUCUCCCAUGAGGCCCCUCACCUUUUGGCUUACUGCUGCUUCUCUGCAGUGCCAGGAAAGGCUGUUGCUCACUGCUCCUCUUCAAGGUGAGGGCCAAGUCUAAGCAGCAUGGCCAAGGAGCCUUGCUUCCCUGAGAGGCCCUCAAGCGCAGUUCCAGCACUCUCGCUCCUUGUCAGAAAUCUCUGGGCUUAGGCACUGUGAACUGACUCCUUUAUCAGGUGCUCACAGAGUGUGUUUGGUGUGAUAAUGUGUCAGCGUGUUGCAGAUGUACGUUUAAGCAAUCUUUGCUGGACUUUUCACUGCCUGGUUUCAAUCAUCUGAUGGAAUCACACACCCAAGGAGUUGGUGUUUUGGGUGUAACCGGAAGGACAGCACUGGUCCUCAUCCCACAAUGGACAGUUACUGAUGGGGAUUUGCAGUGUCUUCUUCAUACUGGCGAGGCAGCUCUGGGACAGAAAACAACGCUGCCUCGGCUACCUUUGUAUUUGAGUCAUGGCCCUGAAGCACGGCCUUUGAAGACUGAAUGAGGAAUGGGGGCAAGAUCAAGGAGAAUGU
This is a messenger RNA of Acomys russatus (golden spiny mouse), 2274 nucleotides long. RefSeq names its product chromosome 18 C8orf58 homolog (gene C18H8orf58). NCBI's taxonomy places the organism in Eukaryota, Metazoa, Chordata, Mammalia, Rodentia, Muridae. The coding region runs from base 583 to 1683 and encodes 366 amino acids. The transcript has 7 exons. The record is from RefSeq and is a predicted model, not a curated record.